Messenger RNA from Bactrocera latifrons, 483 nucleotides. RefSeq names its product pupal cuticle protein Edg-78E-like. The coding region runs from base 1 to 483 and encodes 160 amino acids. Gene Ontology annotation, molecular function: structural constituent of chitin-based larval cuticle. Gene Ontology annotation, cellular component: chitin-based extracellular matrix. The transcript has 2 exons. The record is from RefSeq and is a predicted model, not a curated record. Lineage: Eukaryota; Metazoa; Arthropoda; Insecta; Diptera; Tephritidae.
AUGGGAAUGUUGUUUAAAAUACGGGUGACACGUAAAAUUCGAUACAGCAUAGUUGGACAAUUCCAAACAACGUUUAAACGUCUCCUCUUGUGUGUAGUCAUCUGUGAUAUCUUUGUACAACACUUGCAACCUGUGUAUGCGGCUGUAAAACCACUUGAUCGUGAUGCACACAUCAUAUACUACAAAAACCAAGCACCGAGUGAAAGCGGUGAUUUUCAUUACGAAUUCCAAACAUCCAACGGCAUCACAACAAAAGCAGCGGGAAAUAAGUUCGGCCAUAGUGGUGUGGUGCAGUACAUUUCGGCAGAAGGCAUACCCAUCACGAUGACAUAUGUAGCCGAUGCCGAUGGUUAUCAUCCGACAGGCAAACACAUACCAAAGUUACCGGAACAAGUUUGGGCAACCCAGAUUGGUAGUAAACGCCAACAACGAACUGUGGACGAGAAGACAUAUGCAAAAACUACUGUUAGAAAAAUACAAUAG